GAUCUGCUUACCAGCUUUAUUUCCUUCUCUGUUUUUUUCCAUUAUACUUUGAACAGUUAUUUUGAGAAGCAGAAGGCAGAGUGGCAGAAGGAGCCACAUGAGCCCGCCAUCCCAGAAUCUCUUGCUGCAGCUGCAGCAGCUGCGCAGCAGCUUCAGGUGUCCAGGAAGCAAGACGCCCGGCAGACAGCCACCUUCAGGCAGCAGCCGCCACCCAUGAAGGCAUGCUUGUCCUGCCAUCAGCAGAUCCACCGCAACGCUCCCAUAUGUCCGCUGUGCAAGGCCAAGAGCCGCUCCCGCAACCCAAAGAAGCCGAAGAGGAAACCAGAUGAGUAGAUCCUUCUUCCAACUUCAACUUCUCGGUCGGGUUUAAACCGCUCCAAUGCACUGAUCUUGGAUCAGCCAGAUUUAUUCCCUCCACAUGACUGACAUAAAAAAAAAAAAAAAAGAAAAGAAAAAAAAGCUGUGAGCUUGAGGACGAUUUCAACACUCUCUCUGUUUCAGUAAAUUGUUUCAGUAUUGUCAGCGCUUAAUUGUGAAUUCAGUGAUGUCAUUCAAGUCGUCUGUGUUUUCAUUCGUUUGGAUGUGUUUACUCUAUGUAAAUGUGUGACUUCCACCGUAGUGUACUAGCUCCCUGAAUAGUGUGUUGCAAUAAUGCAAAGUGAACUCAUCCAAAUACUGUUGCCAUUGUUGCUCCUGUUUGCUUUUAAUCAUUCUUCUGCAGUGCAUGCCAUGACUAUUGUGUAGGUUUUGUGACAAUGUAAAAUGACAUGGUUUCUCUAAGUUAAAUACAGUUACACUAUUGUUUUAUGUUUACAGUCAAAAUGAAAGAGGGAAAAAAACAUG
Poecilia latipinna (sailfin molly) is the source of this 843-nucleotide messenger RNA. Its product is annotated as zinc finger C4H2 domain-containing protein-like. The annotation marks the transcript as partial. The transcript is spliced from 2 exons. Gene Ontology annotation, cellular component: nucleus. Lineage: Eukaryota; Metazoa; Chordata; Actinopteri; Cyprinodontiformes; Poeciliidae. Gene Ontology annotation, biological process: positive regulation of neuron differentiation. The record is from RefSeq and is a predicted model, not a curated record.